AAUUGUGCAAGUACAAUUGUGAUUUUUAACGCAUUCCAGGGUUGUGUUACUAAUGCUAGUUUAAUUUUUGCAUCGCAGCAAGAAGGCAAUUUUGUGGUGACAGGUUUUAAUGUUUCAGUAUUUGUUGCAGUGCACUAGAUUAAUACGGCAAAAAUCUACGUAGUUUUAUACUGCCGCUGCCAUCGGCCAUAAUUAAGGUUAUACAGCAGAAAUAGCCUGUCACUGGUCAGGUCAGGCUCCUGGUGGUGCACUUUCUUCCAUUCAUGGUAGCUCAUCAGUCAUAAUCAUCAUGUUGGGAGAAAAAAAUUCGAGAGUGAUUUCGCGCGACUGUGGGAGGAUGCCUCGAACUUCACUCCGGAAAAUCAAUUUCGUUCCUAUGUGGACCAGAUCGACAAGGCCAUCCUGGGUACAUCGUGGAUUCCUCCAGAAAGCUCGCCGAUUCCUCUCAGCGUGGAGAGUUCGUCCAUUAACGAUCUGGGAAUGCCAAUGUCGCCCAAGGCUUCCGACAAAAAUAUUAUGCAUUCGCCAAUAAUUCCUGGUCUGGAUCUGGCUGAAGGCCUUCCCAAUCGAUUGCAAAGCAGUGCCUUAAAAUCAAGUUUUCAGUUGGAUUACGCUAACUCAGAGUAUCCAGUAGAAAGGAGAAACAUAAAGCGCCUGCUGAGGGAAUAUGACCACUUGAAGCAACAUGUGCGCGAACUGGAUGACAAAGUUAAAUUAUUGCAAAAGGACAAAACCUUUCUGAUUGGACGAAACACCUUUCUGGAGAGUGCUAAUAAGGAACUGAGCGGAAAAUUGUCAGCGGCAGAAAAUCAGAUUGUUGUGUUAAAUCGUGAUCGAGAAACUCUGUUCCGAAAUGCUGAAAUUAUACACGAAAAGGAUCGGAAGCACUAUUUGCAUUCCUUCCAAAAGGUUUUGAAGGACGUCGACAGCGAAAAAAUGAAGGAUCUCAAUAAAGCUGUGCGGAAACAGAUACAGAAUUACGAAUCUCAGAUUCACGAUCUUCGCGCUUCUUUAACGGAAGUUUCGACGGAACGCUCUGCUCUGAAGUCGGAACUGGAUAAAGCGUCUGAGCGUCUGGGAACGCUACAAUUAGAGAAGGUAACUUCUCAGUCGGAAAUAUCGCAACACUACUUGGAAACCAGAUUACGGCUUGCAGCAAAAGCCCAAGAAUGCGAUGAACUGCAACAGAAAUACACCAAAAUAGAAAAUGAUCUCAUCCGGGUAGAGCAGGAGCGUCGUUACGUUACUGAAAAAUAUCAGCUGUUCUCCAAUGAAAGCGAAAAGAAUAAAAAUGGAUUUGAAACCGAAAUCCGCAGACUUACCACAAUGUUAAGAGAAAAAGACGUGCGACUGGAUGCCAUGACGAGGAAUGCUAUGCAAGAAAGAGCUGAGCUGUCCUUUAAAACCGAUCGGGAAUUGGCUAAUAAGCAGAAGACAAUCGACAACCUUUCGCGUACGCUAUCUGAUCUCCGCGCAGCUCUGCAGGAAAAAACAUCUUCUCUGUUAGAUGUUGACAAAAAGGUCGAAGAUAAAGUCAGCCAGCAAGUGUCCGAACUAAGUCGAGUUGUGCGGGACCAAAAUUACGAACUUGCUCAAUCUGCGGCCACAAUUCAAUCGUUAAAAGAGCAGCUGCGAACGGAACAGGAAGUCUUGAAGCGCGUACGCAGAACCCGUGACGAGUUGUUUGUCAUACUACAGAAUGAUCCCGAUGCCAAGGAAAUUCUCGCUGCGGAAGUUCUCGAAGAUGGGCUGGUUAUUGUUGAUUCGAAAUCGGAAAUGCAACUGAACAGCACAUGAUAGGAAAUCUCAUAAUUUGCUAUGGAAAAGAGCUUUGUCGGACGGGGUACUGUGAUAAAUGAUGGCUCGCACUUUGAAGAAGUUUCCUGUUAUUGUGUGUCCACUCAAAGAAUCCGUCUAGUCAUGACCUUAACGGUUUAGUCAUGAUGUUUAGUCAUGUGAAUGUCACAAAACGCGGAACUGUGAUCAGCAGAGCAUAUUGCAAAAUGUAUGGUGCUUUGAAAAUGCUUGUACAUGGACGUUUGAUUAAUACUUAAAGUAGUAGUUUCUACUGACAUUUCUCUGUGAUAUUGAUUCCUGUAUAAGAACCCACUCAGUGCGUAAAUGUUUCGAAUAGGCUGGUUGUUGACAGCAAAAAAACCAACAUCUUCAAUCUUUGAAGGAACAUCCUCCUGAUUUAGCUUAUAGAGUUGUCAUAUUUUGC
This is a messenger RNA of Paramacrobiotus metropolitanus, 2221 nucleotides long. RefSeq names its product coiled-coil domain-containing protein 158-like. NCBI's taxonomy places the organism in Eukaryota, Metazoa, Tardigrada, Eutardigrada, Parachela, Macrobiotidae. The transcript has 12 exons. The record is from RefSeq and is a predicted model, not a curated record. The coding region runs from base 481 to 1797 and encodes 438 amino acids.